This is a messenger RNA of Ciona intestinalis (vase tunicate), 1808 nucleotides long. The record is from RefSeq and is a predicted model, not a curated record. Lineage: Eukaryota; Metazoa; Chordata; Ascidiacea; Phlebobranchia; Cionidae.
GAUUGGACGAAGAAGUUUCACCUCGUACCAACCACCUGCGCACAAUGACCUCACUGCUCGAUCCUGCACAGAUUGAUGCAAUUGAGCUAAGGAGGCAGAAGCAACAAGAACAUAGAAGAGCAAUCACGGAGCAGGUGGAGGAGCGACAGAGAAUAAAGAGAGAAGAGGAGAGGAGGAGAAAGAUGGAGGAGGAGGAUGAAGAGAGGAAAUUGGAAGAGGAGAGAAUGAAAUUGCAAAAUCAGUUUGAAAGAGAGAAAAAUAAACAGCAUGCAAUGGAGGAAAAGCGUGAGAAGCAGACACAACAUCUUUACCAACAAAUGCAGGAGGCCAAAGCAUCGGCGCUGAAGGAUAAACUUGAAAGAAGAGAAGAAGCUUUGAGAAACCGUGGUCAUGAUACAUCUAGGUUGGAGAAGACGCAUAUGAACACAUUAAACAUACACAAGAACCAUCGUUCCCCUGAGCGAGGUAUUAAAGUUCCCAGCAUUGAUAUAAAUGAUCUUCACUCUGUGAGCCAACACAGCAUAACUGCAUCAACAGCAACAAAUUUUCUACAAUUUGAUAAAAAUCCGGUUUCUGUUAUAACUAAUCCAAAUAACAAUGGACCAAUCAAACUUGAGAUAUCUGUCAAUCAAACUUCACCAAGAAAUGUUGUGGAAGCAGGGAGCCAAACAGACAUCCCAUCGAAACAUAGAAAUGAUAAAUACUUCCACAUAGUGAGCGACGAUGAAACCGAGUAUCUUCCUCUUCCUUAUCCUAGUGGUCGACGUAACAAUGAGAGGAACAACAAUGAUCAUGAGUACGAUAAGUAUGCACGUGAUGAUAAAUACAGUCAUGAGGAUGCUCCCGUGAAAUCUCGUAAAAACAACGAAAAACCUAAGUGGGGUGUCGGGCAGAAAAAGAAACAAUACAAACCUGCUUCCAAAAGGUAUGUAAACUCUAAUGAAUGGAAAGAACGACACGAAUCAAACGUUCGUCGACGGGAAGAACAACUUCUUGCCCAACAAGCGAUGAAUGAAAGGAAGAAGUUGCUUGCUGCAAAUAAAAGGAAAAACGAUAGCACGGUCUCUCACCGUUCCCCUUCCCCACCUGUGCCUGCAUUAAGAAGGUACAACCAACAACAACAAAGGGAAAGGUCGGUGUCCCCUCCUAAGCGUUACCACGACAACAGCGACGAAGGAAACAUCCGUCCACCACCGAGGAGGAAUCGAUCACGAUCACCUCCCGUCCCUCAUGUGAGGAACCAACUUCGUGAACAUCAUCAUCAUCAGCGCGAUCGUGAGCGAACCGUGAAUGAAUCAACAGAAAGACCAGAGACAGCGAUGUCGGUAACAACGGACCAAGCAAAAUACAAACCUUAUAAACAUUCUCGUGAUUCCCCCGUUCCGGAAACCAUCGAUUUUGUUGAGUAUCGCCGUAGCGAUGUUAUUUUAGACCCAAACCAGCCUCCUUCAAGACCUGAAACUGCAGUUCAAAACGCGAUUACGCAGUCGUUCCAUGAGAUGGAAGAAGCCACUAGGGGCAACCAAGAGCAAAGCAAGGAUCCAUUGAUAAACGCAGACAUGGUAAAACAGCGUGAACGCCAGGACAAAAUUUUAAAGGAAAUUUCGAUUCUGCGCCAGGGCCUUUUACUGAAACAGAGAGAAGUAGCAAGCUACCCUGUUGCUAUGAAUGUGGAAAACCGUAAUCUAACGGAGCGCAUGAAUGAUGUUUCUAUGGAUUAGUUCGUAAAAUAUGUUUUCUAUUACUGUAUAGUUAUUUGCACCUAUGUUUUGCCCGUAGAGAUAUUUAAUAAACGUUGGUACAUUUUA